Molecule: messenger RNA, 234 nt
Organism: Prunus armeniaca (apricot)
Lineage: Eukaryota; Viridiplantae; Streptophyta; Magnoliopsida; Rosales; Rosaceae
Source: the annotation of a GenBank genome assembly
AUGCGUAAUGUAAGACGGUGGGUUCAUGAAGCUUGGGCCCCAAACGGGUACAAGUUAGUGUACGGAUGCAGGAACAAGGACACAUCGGUUUUCGAGUCCACAUUCUACUGUAGUGCAGCUACUGCCGCAUUGGCCGCCUAUGCAACACAAAGCUGCCAGGGCAAGGAGUGGGGCCCAGCUACCUGGGCUGGCCCGAAGGGGAGGCUGGCCCGAGUGCCAGCCCGGGCAAUCUGA